Serendipita indica DSM 11827 is the source of this 3786-nucleotide messenger RNA. The record is from the annotation of a GenBank genome assembly. Lineage: Eukaryota; Fungi; Basidiomycota; Agaricomycetes; Sebacinales; Serendipitaceae.
AUGACGGGACGCUCGUACGACAGUAUUGCUAGUGAAAGGAGACUGCGGAGGAACAGAGUGACUGAUGCGGAUUUGUUCAACUACUGCCUCAGAGUUGCCUAUCUGUCCUUCUUGCUCGCACCUCGCGCUCCGCAAGCACCAGCAGCGUCGGCCCUCAAUGGCGACGCACGAGACUCUCGCGACUAUCAAUCGCGACUAUCAAGCAUAACUAAUUCAUUUGCGGCGUUUGGAGAGCUGAUCAAAGACAUGAGUGGCCGCGAAGGCUCAAAACAAGUCAAGUUUCCAGAGAAACUGCUGAAAGUGCUCGACCAGAGGAUGCAGGACAUUGCUAUGGGAAGAGAUCAAACGUACCACGACCUCAUCACACGUCGAACGAUUGCCAAAUUCUGGGGGACCUUCAAAGAUCCAACGUUUCAUCGACAAAUGGAACGCAAUAGAAAGGUCGAAGAGCUCAUCCUCAAUUUUGUCACAACAGCGAGUGCUUCGCUGCGUCAAGACCCUCAAUUGGCCUCUAAUGACAGCUGGAAAUUGGAGCUAAACAACCAAAUUGCGUACUUUACUCGUAUCGUGCGAGACGCUCUAAAGAAUGUGAGCCAUGUCCCGCCAGAACUCACACAGCGAGUGGAUAUGUACGUAUCGAAGCUCGUACCAUCUUCUGGUGGUCUUCCACAAAGUUCAGAUGCCGGCAAACAAGAAAUGGCACCUCCUCCCGCCGCUACGUUGGCCGACAUGGUCCUUGUCCGAGUAGCUGCUCUUAUUGACCUGAAAAUGUGUUUGCAAAACAUCAAUGCUGGUCUCCCAUUCCCGGGUCGUCGUGAGGACUUCCCCGACGAGACAUCGUUCCAACACUGGAAAUCACUCGAACAGACACAUCUCUCUCAACUGAUGGUAGUCAUGGUCCAGUUCAAUCCUGAGCUUGCAAAGUCAUCCUCCUCGGAAGCAUAUGCUGGAUCUAGACCAGAGUCACUUUAUUCGAAUAGGCUAUCCGUGGUCAGUAGUCGACAAUCUGUUGUCCUACCAGACGGUGAUCUCCCAGAUUCCAUGGGGGAUGAAGGGGGCAACCAGGGGUUUACUUACAUUCCGCCGAAUCCAAAAAGAUUCUAUAAGAAGCUGAUUGAAAGGUGCAUCGAAUACGAUCUAAGGGCCAUGCAUACCCUCCCGGAGGACCAAGAGGUUCCCCUUGGGAUUCUCUCAACCUCUCACUUGGAUAUAAUCAACGAGUGCGCGCUUAGAUGGCGAAUAAUGCAAUCUUACCGAGUCACUUGCUUCUUGGACGUGAUCAAGUACAAGUACGAGAGGGAGGAGGUACCACUGGAGUGUAUACCCGAGGCACUUCAGCACGUGGAAAAGGAAUUUGAACCAGAAAGAUGGCCUGUUCCAGACAGAGAGUACCUUGGAACCGUGGCAAGUUCCAUAUUCAACAUAUUCCUGGCUGCCUUAUAUCACACGUUCGAGCAACUUCCAAAUCUCAAACGCAAAGCAAUAUCGCCUUUCCUUGGCAUUCUCGAACGCGUCAAAGGCACUGGUGUCCUCGAAAUGUAUGAGAUCGAUGUCUCGGCAAGGAUGCGAGAGCUCUCCGAUAGGAUCCGAAUCCUAGCAAUGCAUCAUUAUACCGACAAAAGCUCGGGGAUUCUUACGGACCCCGGAGUGAAUCGAGCUCUGCCAUUUAUUCUGCUCAGCGAGGGUCUAGAAGAGGUGGCAAGUAAAUUGGAUCAAACUUUCAAGCAGCCACUACUUGGAGAGAUCGAUAUCGUCGGCUUAUUCGUAGAGACACAGGUGCCAUUAUAUCUUACGGACCUCGAAGAAUCCAGGAGACGCCUGCUUGAGAGCUCUGCAACCACACCAGCCCCAGAGACCCCGAUCGAGGAUAUAUUUACCCUUUACAAGGCUACCAAGUCUCUGAUGGAUCUUAUGACUCUUUAUGCCCCAAAUGUGGAGAAACAGUUUGAUUUGGGAUCCUUCUUCGAGCCAUAUGUGCGACAAUGGCUCCUCGAUACGGACUCGAAAACAGCCCAAUGGGUCCAAUCGGCUGUUACCGUUGACGACUUUGAACCCAAGGGGGCUGAACGUCACAGCUCUUCCGUUGUGGACCUCUUUUACUCUUUGGAUACACCGAUAAACUUUUUGAUGGACCUUCAAUGGCCAAACGCAUACCAGGAAGCACGUUUCUGCACCACCUUGGCCAAAACCGUUAGCAAACUUAUGGAACAGUAUUGUCGCAGCGUGGAGGAAACCUUCAUGGAAGAAAUGUUUCCGCGAACCGCGGAUCCGUAUCUCCAACCUCAGCGGCAAUCUGCUUGGCUGGAGAAAGCAAAGCAAAGCAUACAAGGGGAUAAGAAGGUCGAACCGUUCAAUUUCAAGCCCGAGUCUUGCGUGAAACUUAACAAUAUUGGUGCAGCAAGAGGGCUGUUAGACAAGAUCUAUACUCGCCUUCGUGCAGACGAGAUGUCGAGGAUCAUGAAAGAGGAAGCACCAGCGGUUCCAUCCAAAGAAACGAUUCGCAAUCUCUUCACAGUCAAGAUUGUCAUGGCUGAAGGACUUGGUAACUCGGAUAAUCGAGUCAUGGAUACAUUUGCAACUUUGAGUGACGAACAUGGGCAUCGUCUCGCGAAAACGCGUACGAUAUACGAGACGACUGAUCCGCGAUGGGAAGAAACUUUCGAUAUCUCGGUCGAUAACCCCCUGUGGCUUAUGAUUAGCGUUCGAGAUCGGUCGCUCAUCGGAAAGCAUGACAUUGUCGCUCGCAAUUACAUCUGCCUUGAUCCCCGACGAUACGGGGACUUUCUCGCUCAUGAUCUCUGGCUCGACCUGGACCCACAAGGCAGGAUCUUGUUAAGAAUCAGUAUGGAAGGAGAGCAGGAUGAUAUCCUCUUCUUCUUUGGAAGAGCAUUCCGGUCACUCAAGCGAACAGAGAGCGAUAUGGUCCGCAUUUUCAUCGACAAGAUGUCACCAUUGUUUAGAGAGGUCCUCUCGAGGACUACCCUCAAGCGUCUCAGUAAAGUGGGGGGAUUGGACUACAACAAGGCAAUCGGGAAUGUCACAGCCUUAUUUGGCUCGUUGACCGCAGGAUCCUCGUCCGAAGUGCAGAUUCCACUACCUCAGCACGAGAAGCCACGCAUCAAGCCUGAGAGUGGGGUGUCCGACGAGGAAGUCGAGGCGGCUAUGGGACCACUCUACGAUUACCUGAACGAUAAUUUGCAAAUCCUCAAUACCAACCUAAGUGACGCGGCCAGGGAGACAGUGAUGAACAAGAUUUGGAAGGAGAUUCUCCUCAUCAUUGAAGGAUUACUUGUUCCGUCGCUGGGGGACACCCCGUCGACGAUGAAACCACUUCACGACAAGGAGCUGGAUAUCGUAUUCAAAUGGCUCCGGUCACUGUUGAACUUCUUCUACGCUGAAGGAGAAGGAAUGAGCAUGGAGUCACUACAGAAUCCAAAGUACCGAGAAAUAAUGUCGUUGCGUCUGUACUACGACUGGCAUACCGAUCAGCUGAUGGAGGAGGCGGUACGAAUGAUGCAAGCUCAGCUUCGAAGUGCACCCACUAUGAAAAAGAGGGCGAAAUCUGUGUAUUCCCAACGGAGCUUGGGGACGAUCAAAGAUCGCAAGCGAGAGAAGAGGCGAGAUAAACAAGGUGAUAAUACGGCAGAGCCAAUUUUAAAGAUCCUGAGGAUGAGGCCUAACACCACAGAUUUUCUGCAGCAGCAAGUAGACAUAAUGCAGAAAAUCCAGGCAGAAAAGCACCAGCAGCAUCCGAGAGGUCACGCGGUUCCUCCUUUGCCUCAAUGA